AUGCUUUCUUCGCUAGAUGCAGCGCUCGAAUCAGCGUCUGGUCCACGAACGGCUGCCUUUCAGCCGAAGCUCAAGCCUCGCGCUAGGAAGGGAGGAGCUGGCGGAGGGGCUGGUGCUGAAGCAUCGGCGCCCGCAGGACAAUCUGGCCCAUCAGCCGGUCCAUCAGGAGGGCGUACUGCUGCAGCGGGGAAUGUAGGGGGAGUUGCGCAGGCAGUAGCGCCGCCCGUCCGCGCUACAGCCGCUGCAGCUGCUACCGUCCCAUCCGGACGAGCAUCAGCACCAGCGCAACGUCCCCUUCCCGACGCUCCGACUCACGCUCCACAACUACCCUCCCGGUUUGCAGCGCCAGAAGCUCUUGUUUCGGCCUCACCUGCACCGUCCCCUUCGGCAGCAGUAAUAGCCAGGGCGACACCUCAAACAGAAGGGUUAGGUUCCGUUCAAGGGGGUUUUGGCGCCCCUUCCAGAACUGCCACUGCUGCAGCUCCCACCGCUCCCUCCUCCCAUGCUCCUACCCUCCCCGCUCCCCCCGCGUCCGCUCGUCCCGCUCCACGUGCUCCUGCGCCUAGUCCCCUAGUAAACGGUCCUCAUAGAAAUGCCGCUCCUACAGCUCAUGCUGCUGGUGCUGCGCCUAGCACAGCCCCAGGAGCAGCAGAUGCAGCGGUACGGGGGAAUGGGAGAGGGAGGGCGAAGGAGAAAGAGGCGUCUGGGGGGGAUAAGAGCCGAGGCGUGAUUGGAUCAGGAACCAAGGGAGUGUUCUUCCCACACUCGUUCCGGAAAGGAAAAAGGCGCUCGCAGGUGACUCCGGAGCUGCUAGCAGCGGAGGACCUGUCGGGCUUCACCAUCCAGCAGAUCAUUCAGCGCUCCGAAGUGCUCGACCGAGAGAAAGAGAAGGAGGAGCAGGAGAAGAAGCGGAUAGAGGAGGAGGUGGAGCGAAACAGAAGGAAGCUGGCCAGGCGGCGAGGCGAGGAUGUGGAUGAUGGCACUGAGGGCCCUGCUGCCUCUGCACCUGCCAGCAACCCCCCACCCGGCGGUAGCGGCGGUGGCGGGGGGGUGUUCGCUCCCCAGGUGACAGUGAUCGACGGGCGCAUCGUGGUGAACGAGGCGAGCCUCACAGUGGAUGCGCAGGGGGGGAGGGACGAUGCGAUGGAGGGGUAUAAGCGGGUGGAGGAGAGCUCAGCGCGGCUCAACUAUGGGACUCAUAUGAAGCGGGAGAAGAGCGACCGGUGGAGUGUGGACGAGACGACCCAGUGGUACCAGGCGCUGCAGCAGUUUGGAACGGACUUUGAGAUGCUGCAGGCGCUCUUUCCCAAGCGCUCUCGGCGGCAGAUGAAGGCCAAGUUCAAGCGGGAAGAGACGCUGCACCCACACCUGGUUACUCAUGCACUCACACACAGAUGCACAGACAAGCAGCAGUAUGAGCGCUUGGCCUCGGCUCUCAACCCACAGCUAGAACUGCAAGGGAAGCGACAACGGACGGCUGGAGGAGAGGGGGGUAGUGCGUGGAUGGAUGGGGGGGCUGGAGAGGAGGGAGACGGUGCUGGUAACGAGGAGGCUUAUGAGGAGGAUGAGGGGAUGAUGGAGGAAGUGGAGAUGGAGGAGUGGAGAGCGGUGGCAGCAGAGCCUGCAGGAGAGGGGGAGGAGGAGGGAAGGGCAGAGGAAGCAGGAGACGGGCUAGGGGAGGCGCAUGGGGAGGGAGAUGGUGUGGAUGGUGGGGAGGAGGGAAUGUGUGGUGAAGGUGCAUAUGGGGAAGGUGAUUAUGGCGCAGGGGCGGAUGGAACAGGAGAGUAUGGGGUUGUGACACAAGAGAGUGUUGCUGCGACUCAAGUAGAAGGUGACUAUGGUGAGGCGGAAUAUGGGGAGGGGGAGGAGGAGAUGGGAGGGACGAUAGGGUAUGAAGACCCGUUUGCUGCGUAUGGAGGGGAUGGGGAGGUGGAGGAGGAUCCACUGGGCGGGUAUGGCUAA
Molecule: messenger RNA, 1962 nt
Organism: Closterium sp. Naga37s-1
Lineage: Eukaryota; Viridiplantae; Streptophyta; Zygnematophyceae; Desmidiales; Closteriaceae
Source: the annotation of a GenBank genome assembly